AUGGCCGGUCUCUUCCGUUUGCUCCGGAUGCAAUACACCAUCCCAACAGACCCAGUAGGGGUCUCCUUUGCUGGUAAAACCGUCAUCCUGACUGGUGCGACGAGCGGUCUGGGAUUCGAGGCCGCCAUCAAAUUCCUUAAUCUCGGCAUUGAGUCGCUGAUCAUCGGGAGUCGCAACCAUGAACGAGGCCUGGCUACUAAGGCGGAACUAGAGAAUCGCACCGGCCGACGAGGUGUGGUUCAUGUAUGGGAGCUAGAAAUGAGCUGUUUCCAAAGCGUCAAGGAUUUUGCGGACCGCGCCAAUAGGGAAAUCAAACAACUAGACAUUGCACUGCUUAGCGCUGGUCUGUGGAACCGAGAGUAUAUCGUAACUCCCGAGGGCUGGGAAGAGACCCUGCAGGUAAACACACUGUCGACUUCACUUUUGGCGCUUCUUCUCCUGCCCAAGCUCAGAGAGUGUUCGUCCCUAUCCAAUCCAGCACACCUAGCCGUGGUGUCCAGCCAACAAUUCGCCCGGGUGAAGGCAGCAAGCCUCCGGACAGAGGGACCAUUGUUGAUGCAUCUGAACGAUCCGCAGCACUUUCGCGGCCCAAAGCAAUAUGGUAUCUCCAAACUCCUGCUGGAAUACGUCCUGAAAACGGCAGCGGGUCUGGCUCGAAAUGAAAAUGGAGCCCUCCCCGUCAUUAUCAAGACUGUAAGUCCAGGAUUCUGCGUGUCGUCGCUUGGGCGUCAAUACAACCGAUUCUACGAGCGUUGGUUGGUUUGGCUGGUGCAAAAGCUCUUUGCUCGCACGACGGAACAGGGAAGCCGGUCGCUAGUUAGCGCCACUUAUCAGGGAGUCGAAUCGCAUGGGAAAUGCUGGAGAAGUGAUGGAUACUUGGAUGAAUCGGCCGCGUUGACUAUGGGAGUGGAAGGAAAACAAUUCCAGGACAAAGCAUGGAAAGAAAUCAUGGAGAUUCUACGAGGACAGUCGGCAGGGAUUGAUGAAGCCUUAAGACAACUCCAGGCAACUACUCAAUAG
This is a messenger RNA of Aspergillus tanneri, 1020 nucleotides long. RefSeq names its product putative short-chain dehydrogenase/reductase family protein. The transcript is spliced from 2 exons. Bases 1 to 1020 code for a protein of 339 amino acids. The record is from RefSeq and is a predicted model, not a curated record. NCBI's taxonomy places the organism in Eukaryota, Fungi, Ascomycota, Eurotiomycetes, Eurotiales, Aspergillaceae.